UCCACCUUCAGGGCGCGGGUCCGAUCUUCAUGUUGUAUGUGCUUCUGGUUUCCUUGCUCGGGUUUUCUCUUCAUGGCACGUCGCUCCUGGUUGCGCAUCUGGGCAUCUAUGUCUGUGGUGCUCGAACUUCCUGGACUGCACCGCUUGCUACAUCGUCGCGAAAUGCUGUACGGAUAGAGGGCCACAGGCGCACGAUCUUGCAUUCGGACAAACCAAUUGUGCUGAAUGCUGAUGGUGGUGGCUUUGUCGCCCUGUCCGCAGUUGUCGACAUACCGCUUUAGGCGGCUUCCCUGUGUUCUUCACAUUACCUAGUUGGGACAUUCUAAUCCUCGCGUUCCUUAUCUUUAUCUGUUAUUUUGCCGUCACCUUUGAAGAAGCCCCAAUGGCUUCCCAAACUUCCCCCGCAUUGGAGCCCUUGUAUGAGGAGUACCAGUAUACGAACCGAUCGCUAAACUACCCGACCAUGGCAGGAUAUCUCCCCGUACACGCGCAACGAGGGCGACUAUAUUACCUCCCAUCCGACCUGCCCAGAUCACAGCGCUUGUCUGAUCCCGAUCUUCCCGCAUCCAACAUUCCGAGACUCUUCACUGCUCGCUCCCGCCGUCCUCAGCGCAUCCACGUCGAGCGGGUCCGCCUUUCCACCCCGUCGGAGCCUCCGAGUGCGAAAGCGACCCCCUACUUGCGGAAAUCGACCACGACGCUCAUCGCCGAAAAGUUCAAUCUGGCGGUCAGCAAAGAGAGCGCCAAGCGGUUCCUUCGAUCGUUCAUCGCCCCACCUUCGGCACCUAGGCCAGACGACCCCCCAUCCCACCCGUCCUUGAACCGGCUAGAGACCACCGAUAUCAGACGGCCGGACGAGCAGGUCGCUGCUCCUUCCGGUCGUAGAAUCGGUCGAUCCGCCUCGUCUCGUGGAGAAGGCCGCCGUCCCGACCGUGCUGCUACAUCGUCGAGCUUCCGCCACUCUCUCGCUGGUCCCAUUACCGGCGCUCCAUCCGCCAUGUCUCUCACAUCCACUCUAAUACCCGCCGUCACGCCUGACGUGCGGGUGCUCAGUCCCCAUCGGCCCCCCCCUACCAACCCUCCUGCCACGAUUUCGACUCCGGAUCCGCGGCCAACGGUGCUGAGGACAACGAAAGUGGAGUCGGAGGAGAAGCCGAUUGCGAGCGGAAAUGGCGUGAGCGUGUUUAUCUCCUUGACGGAGCCCGUCUUGUUUUUGCAGGGGUUCGAACAGUCCGAUUCGGGUGGACGAGGGACAGCGAUGCUGCGGGGAAGUUUACGGGUGAAGGUGACGAAGCCGUCGAAGCUGAAAGGGGUAACCCUGAGGUUUAAGGGGAAGGCGACGACGAAGUGGCCAGAAGGAAUUCCGCCUAAGAAAACCGAGUUUGAAGAGACUGACACGAUCAUGUCGCACACUUGGCCCUUCUUCAACGCACAAUUUCCAACCGCGGAAUUAGGGCCCGGGGCAGAUCACUUCGAGCUCUUUCCCAACAAACUGCCGUUAUCUUCCACGAGUACCCCCGAAAGCAGCAUGACCAUGCAUAAAAGUCGUGCGUCCUUCGACAUUCGCCGCAUCUCUCCACCUAGCACGGCGAACGGACUGAGCAAGUCGGAACAGAAGCGGCUAUCGCUUCAAGUGAACCAAUCUCGAAGUUUUAGCAAGGACGAAACCCCCAUAAAACCGGGGAACAGCGGGUCCAGCGUGUCCCAGAAGGGAUAUCGCACUUUCCAGCCGGGCGAAUACUUCUACAAUUUCGAGCUUCCUUUAGACUCGCAUCUUCCAGAAACCCUAUCCGUUGAUCUUGGCUCUGUCGGAUAUACACUGGAAGCUGAAAUUGCUCGCGCCGGUGCCUUCCGCGCCAAUCUGGUGGGCACGAAACCCGUGGUGCUGAUCCGCGCGCCUUCGGAAGGCAGCUUAGAGCAGGUGGAGCCGAUCGCCAUCUCGAGGAACUGGGAGGACCAGCUUCACUACGACAUCGUCAUUUCGGGGAAAUCCUUUCCGCUCGGGGCCCAAGUCCCUAUAGCUUUCAAACUCACGCCGCUCGCCAAGGUCACUUGCCAUCGCAUCAAGGUUUAUGUGACUGAGAAUGUGGAAUACUGGGCACACAACAAGCGCGUACAUCGGAUGGAACCAACCCGGAAGAUCCAGCUGUUCGAAAAGCGUGCCGACGCACGCGCCGUUAGUACAUAUCCCGGGAGUACCAUGCGGAUAUUAUCAGGUGGUGGUCUAAACUACGAGCAGCGGCAACGAGCAGCGAUGGGAGAGCCCGUCCAGCAGGGCUCAGAUCCUGUGAAUCUCCUAGGGAACCUUGACGGAGAGGCGUCCAUGGCGGCCGGGCCAACGGAAAUGGAGUUCAGUGUCCGGUUGCCGACGUGUCGGGAGCUGAACUCGCCCGAGUCGAGAGGGAAUAGGUUGCAUUUCGAUACGACCUAUCAGAAUAUCCAGGUGCAUCAUUGGAUCAAGAUCGUCAUGCGCCUCUCUCGUCCCGACAAGAAUGACCCAUCCAAACGCCGCCAUUUCGAGAUCUCCAUCGACUCCCCCUUCCACAUCCUCUCCUGCCGCGCCGUGCAAGCCAACCUUGCCCUACCGGCCUACACCUCCGAAAACUUCGGCGCACUUAUCGAGCAACCCAACCUCGCCACCUGCGGCUGCGGUGGCGCCGCUGCCUUGUCCGCCAACCACGCCCCCGGCUGGAUGGCGGAAGCGAGCUCUCGAUCGAACGCCGUGCACCAGCGCGACUACCCACCCCCGCCGGCGUCCGAACCUGGCCUGUCGAACGCGACGCUGCUGGAUCCAUCGUCCGCAACGUCGUCGCAGCCGUCAUCCGGCCGGAGCACGGCUCGGAAUUCCGCAGUGCUGUCCGGCGUUCCCGAAUCGCCAAUCACGCUUCCACGACCCGAAGCAGCGCACAUGGCGGGGGGGACCUCGACCUACACCUCAACCCCCACACCGCCGCCGCACUACGAGAGCAUCGCGAACCCGACGACGGGGCUCGCGGACUACUUCCAGCGGCUGAGCGACGCGUACGCGGGGGAGAGCGGCAGCGACGACGAGGCGCCGGCGGGGAGGAGGAAUCGUGUGGAGGUGCCAUUGACGCCCGGGGGGAGGAGUAGCCGGAGUAUGGAUGGGGUGAGGUGGUGGUUUGGGCAGCAAGGGCAAGGGCAGCAGGGCCAGGGCCAUGGUCAACAGAAUGAUGGAGAAGAUGUAGAAAGGCGGACAUGA
Molecule: messenger RNA, 3220 nt
Organism: Eremomyces bilateralis CBS 781.70
Lineage: Eukaryota; Fungi; Ascomycota; Dothideomycetes; Eremomycetales; Eremomycetaceae
Exons: 4
Coding region: 383-3220 (945 amino acids)
Biological process (GO): ubiquitin-dependent endocytosis
Cellular component (GO): cytosol; cytoplasm
Molecular function (GO): ubiquitin protein ligase binding; protein-macromolecule adaptor activity
Source: RefSeq, a predicted model, not a curated record